Messenger RNA from Manis pentadactyla (Chinese pangolin), 5050 nucleotides. RefSeq names its product solute carrier family 10 member 6 (gene SLC10A6). Bases 72 to 1223 code for a protein of 383 amino acids. The transcript is spliced from 6 exons. The record is from RefSeq and is a predicted model, not a curated record. Gene Ontology annotation, biological process: bile acid and bile salt transport. Lineage: Eukaryota; Metazoa; Chordata; Mammalia; Pholidota; Manidae. Gene Ontology annotation, molecular function: bile acid:sodium symporter activity. Gene Ontology annotation, cellular component: membrane.
GUGGCAGGAUAGACCUGCCCAGCCAUUGCAGCAGAUGCUCAUUUGUAAUACUGCCUUAAGGAGAUGAGGAGAUGAGAGUAAAUUGUUCCAGCAGCUCAGCCUGUGCUGCCAACAGUUCAGAGGAGCUGCCAGAGGGGCUGGAGGUACCUGGGAACCUGGAACUUGUUUUCACAGUGGUGUCAGCUGUGAUGAUGGCCUUGCUCAUGUUCUCCUUGGGAUGCUCUGUGGAGACCCAGAAGCUGUGGGCACACAUCAGGAGACCGUGGGGCAUUGCUGUGGGGCUGCUUUGCCAGUUUGGGCUCAUGCCUCUCACAGCCUAUCUCCUGGCUCUCAGCUUCUCCUUGAAGCCAAGGCAGGCUGUUGCUGUUCUCAUCCUGGGGUGCUGCCCGGGAGGCACCAUCUCUAACAUUUUCACCUUCUGGCUCGACGGAGAUAUGGAUCUCAGCAUUAGUAUGACAACCUGUUCCACAGUGGCUGCCUUGGGAAUGAUGCCACUCUGCCUGUAUCUCUACACCUUGUCCUGGAAUCUUGAGCAGAAUUUCACCAUCCCGUACCAGAACAUAGGAAUUACUCUUCUGUGCCUGACCAUUCCCGUGGCCUCUGGCGUCUGGGUGAAUUAUAGAUGGCCGAAGCAAUCCAAAGUCAUUCUCAAGAUUGGGGCCAUUGUCGGUGGGGUCCUCCUCCUGGUGGUUGCAGGAGCUGGUGUGGUGCUGGCGAAAGGAUCUUGGAAGUCAGACAUCACUCUUCUGAUCAUCAGUUUCAUCUUUCCUUUGAUUGGCCAUGUCGCAGGCUUCCUGCUGGCAAUUCUUACCCACCAAUCUUGGCAGAGGUGCAGGACAAUUUCCUUAGAAACUGGAGCUCAGAAUAUUCAGAUGUGUAUCACCAUGCUGCAGUUGUCUUUUGCAGCUGAGCAACUGGUCCAGAUGCUGAGCUUCCCAUUGGCCUAUGGGCUUUUCCAAAUCUUGGAUGGAUUUCUCAUUGUUGCAGCAUAUAAAAUGUACAAGAGGAGACUGAAUAAUAAACACAGAGAAAAGGACUCAGGUUGUGUAGAAGCCUACCAUAAGAAGAGAUCCACUUCUCCCAAAGAGACCAGUGCUUUCUUGGAGGUGAAUGAAGAAGUCGCCACUGUAACUCUUGAGCUAUCAGGACCGAUGAAUCUCCACAGGGCUCUUGAGGCAACCGGCCACAUCUCUUCCAUGCAUAGUAGGGGCUUGCUGGCCUGACUGGUCCCUGUCUUCCUUGGCAGUCAGUAAAGACAGUGAAGAGCUGAUGCAUAAGUCUCAUUGGCAGGGUCUGUGGGAAUAUUUGAAUAUUUAUAUUUCUGUGUGGAUUGUGAAUUGUCAUAGGAUUCUUUUUGAGAAUGUAUUUUGCCUAUUUCAGGGAGUUCUUUUGGGGUUUCACACAACAUAUUUACUACCUGCUUUGUGUUCUUAUCCUCUCAUGUAGUGGUAAGUAAUACCCAUUGUUAUGUGAAGUUAUCCCCACAUUAUGGAUUUUAAUCUCACAAGAGUCAGGUCUCUGUAGAGGAGAUGUCACUUCAUACUGCAGGGUAAGGACAGAGUCUGCACUUGAUUUCUCAACUUUGGGCAAGUCCUUUGGAGCAUCAGGGAGGAAGCAUACAGCUCUUAUAAAAAACGGGGCCUUGUCUCAAAUGAUUGUUAUUUUUUAAGGGCUUGAAAAUAGUUUUGGAUAACGAAAUUAGAGGAAAUUCGAUGAAAAUUUGAGAUUAACAGGUGAUUGCCCCAUAUUUUCACUCCGUAAAUUUAUAGCCUUCUAGUUUUUGUUUAUAUGUUACAUCAUUUAAAAAACAUAUAGUGUAGAGUAUAUCAAAAGUCACUUAGACAUAUUAUGGAGCAUCUAUACAUGUAAGUCUACCUAAUCCUUUAGAACAGUGGCUUUGUGGAAGUAUUCCAUUGUGUGGAAGGACUGCAAUUUAUUUACCAUUUGUUAUACAUGAACAUUUAGAGAGGUUUCAACUUACUAAAAUUACAGUGCUGCAACAAGCACCCAUGCCUUUGUGUAAGUAUUUCUGGAGCAUCACUUCCUAUGACCUGAAUUGCUAAAUCAAUUGCACAUUAGAAUGUGGGACACAUUGCUCUCUGGCAAUGUUGUAUAGCAGUGCUGGAGAGGGCUUGCCCGCUCGUAGUCAUACCAGUCUAAAGAAUGAUCAGUUUUGGUUUGUGAGAAUAUCUUGUUUAAUAUUGCAUUUCAAAAAUUAUGAAUGAAGGAGAGUAUUUUUCAUGGUGUAAUCAUGUCCUUUGCCUGCUUUUCUACUGCAUAUUUUUCUCUUUUGACUGAUAGAUUUUAACAUAUUAUGGAUAGUGAUACUUUGUCCUAUGCUUUGUUAACAUUUUACCUACUCUUAUUUUUUGUUCUUCUCUAAUGUAUUUUGAUGUAUAGAACUUUUAUAUUUUUUUAUAUAUUCAGCUUUUUUAGUCAAAAGCCAUCUGGUAAGACAAAACAACACAAAUCAAUGUAAGGGUUUGAAAACUGUCACAUCAGAAAACUACCAUCUUCAGAAAUGGUUUGUCAGUGUGUUACUGAGAACUGGAAAUAGUCAAGUUGUCCAUGAGGCUCCACAUUAUUAUUAGGAUGAGGACUGUAACUAAAUAAAAGCUCUAACUGAAUAAAUGGCAUUUUGACUGAUCUAAAUAAUUAUGAGUUUAUCAAAGCUAGGGGCUUAUAUGAAGCUCAGAAAAGUGGGGCCAGAGAAAUAAUAUCAAGCACAAUGAGUCCAGCUCUAUGUUUGGCAAAGAGCCAGCUGGAUAGUCGAGGCGGCAUAGCACAGUGGGACGAGCACGGACUUUGCUUGAGUUGCUUGUCGAGGUAAGAUGCCUUGUGCGGUGUGGGCUGAAUUCAGGCAGAUGUGGAACUGAAUCCCAGCUCUGUUAUUUGGGCAACCUUGAGCAAGUGACAAUCUGUCUGGACUUCAGUUUCCUUUCUUAAAAAGGAUGAUAACAUUCAAUCCUAAACACUCUGAUAAGUAGAUGUUAACCUUAAAAAUAAAAAAUUAUUUUAGCAGCAAAAAUGGGUUUAUUCAGGAAUAGCAGAGAAUUGCAAUUCAGGACAAUCAAGCUAAGGCACAACCAUAGGCAGGUCCAGAGGAAAAGAAGAGGAAUGCUCUUUUAUAAGGAAAGGGCAGGGUUGGAAGGGCUGUUUUAAACAGAAAGUCUGUUGGCGGAAACUGGAAGCUCCAUGUAUCAUGAUUUCUCAUUGGCUGGGCUCUUUCCGAGGUGGUAGGAACCUUCCUUCCUCCAGUUGAGUAGAAAAGUGCCAAAAGUAGUAUUGACUUGCAAGGCGUCUUCUUCUGCUGGGGUCUGCAAUUGGAGGAGCUGCGGGUGUGAGAACUCCCCUUGCUGGCCUCCUGACUCCACUUUAGAUCUUUUCUUGAAAGUAUGGCAGAAAAACAGUCAGGUUUUCUGUAUCAGUGGUUUUAUCCCUUAGAGCCAGGAAGGACCUUUCCUGGUUGUCAUGUCCUGUAUCAGAGUAACAAGGAAGAUUAGGAAGGAGAACUCUUGGGCAUUUCCCAUCUAUAGUCCAUAUUUAUGAAGAUCGUAAGCGCUGGAGAUCACCUUAUAUUUAUUAUUUGGUACAUCAUGUUCUAUAAAAGUUCAACAGGCAACAAAAUACAAAACUUAAAAUAAUUAUACAAAACAAAAAAGGUUACAUGACAAUUCCAAAUUGCACGAUGGUGCUAAACCAGGACUCUAGGUCUGAAAAUAGCCAACUGAAAUAUUUAUUGGCUUUUAUCCCAACUUAGGGGAGGAAAGUUCUUCCUACAGAGGCAAACCUGUUGUCACGUGUGCCUCCUAGAAAUCCCUGUGUGAACUGGCCAUGAAAGCAGGAUAGUGAAUGCCAAAACAGCACCCUGAAAGAAAUUAACCAAGGGCAUUUGGGUAGGUACAGUCCAGGUAUAAACAUGAAGCAAAUAGCUGAUGAACUUUUUGCAAGAAUAACAAAAUUCUAAGAUGUAUUAAAACAACAUUGUUGUCUCAAAUUACUGUUGAAAAAUAAACUCCAAUAAUACAGCCUGUAAAAGUGCAAAUAUAGAGAACAUGACUUUGGAUAAGAAUCUAGAGGCAGACAAUAGCACAGAUGAAAGAAAGGCUUGUGAAUUCUGAAACUUCUUACCCAUCAAAAAGCUCACAGAUCAUAACGGGACUUUGCAAAAGGCCAUCAUCAAAAGAAGAGGUUUCCCCCUUUUGCAAGGGCUUGGGAAAGGCAGGUAAGGGCAUUUUCUUUCCAUGAAAGAGAAAGAAGCAGCAGUGAGAAAAUGGUAUACAGGCCUGGUCCAGACAUCUUGGGAAAGCUGACUCACCUCAUGUCAUCUGCUUCAAUUCUGAGAAAUCUUUAUUUUCAGGUCACCAUUUGGAAUGCAGUCCAGUUGGGGUUUGGUGCUUUCUUUAAAUGUCGCACGUGCAUCUAAGAGUCUAUUCCUUGGAGUUUGGUGGUACAAGGGUUGGUUAUAAGUACCUGAUAAGGUCGUUCCCAUCAAGGUUGAACAGACUCUUUCUGGAGGUAUCUUUUCUAAUAGACAAAAUCUCCAUGUGCAAGGUGUAAUGCUUGUCUUCAUCCCCUGAGAGUGCAUAGUAAAAAGAUUGCUCUACCAAAACAUGGUUAUUAAAAAAAUUUUUUUUCUUUUACAGUUGGUAUACAUUUUUUAAAUUGAAGUAUCAUUGAUACACAAUCUUAUUUUGGUUUCAAAUGUACAACACAGUGAUUCAACAGUUACCCAUGUUAUUAAAUCCUCACCCCACCUAGUGUGGUUACUAUCUAUCAACGUAUAAAGAUGUUAUAGCACCAUUGACUAUAUUCUCCAUAUUGUACUAUCAUCCCCAUGACCAACUUAUAUUGUGACUGCAAAUUAUUGUGCUCCUUUAUCCCCCUCAGCAUCUCCCUCAAUGACCCAAACCCCUCCCCAACUGGGUAACUACUAGUCACUUCUCAGUGUCUAUGUCUACUGCUGUUUUGCUCCUUCUGUUUGCUUUCUUUUUAUAUUUCACAAAUAAAUAAAAUCAUAUGGUAGUUGUCUUUCAUGGCCUGGCUUAUU